Achroia grisella is the source of this 1766-nucleotide messenger RNA. It is a transcript of the gene Flo2, whose product is annotated as flotillin-2. Gene Ontology annotation, biological process: protein localization to plasma membrane; regulation of myoblast differentiation. Gene Ontology annotation, cellular component: plasma membrane. The record is from RefSeq and is a predicted model, not a curated record. Bases 577 to 1461 code for a protein of 294 amino acids. The transcript is spliced from 8 exons. Lineage: Eukaryota; Metazoa; Arthropoda; Insecta; Lepidoptera; Pyralidae.
UGUUAAUGAAUCGAAUAAACUUCAAAACUACGUUUAUCGAAGUAUAUAUCGUUGCGAUUAUUCGUAAUUCGAUUGCAUUUUAAUUGAGUCCGGUGUUUUUAAUUAAAAAAUAUAAAAUUUUAAAACAUUCUAAAUUCAAGCGCUAAUUUUAUGUUCCAUUCAUAAGUGUUGCGGUAAAUAUUUUUGGUAUUCAAUUUAGCCAGUGUUUUAUUUUUUUUAAUUUAUAAAUGAACUACAAUUCUAAAUUCGAACGCUCAUUCUGUUCUGUUUAUUAAAUUUUCGUCGCGUGUUAAAAUAGUGCUGUCUUAGUUUACAUUGUCAAGUAAACAUAACGGAAUGAAUGCAUUGCUUCCCUAGUGCAUGCAGUUCAGUGGCCGUUCAUUUAAGUUCCAUAAUCGCGAAGACCAAAGGCUGUAGCCAUGUCUUUACUAUGGAUGAGCGCAUUUAAUCUGAGCUUAACAGUUGGUGCUACAUUAAUUGUUGUUAAAAGGAACUCUUACAGUAGAAGAGGUAUACAAAGACAGAGAUCAGUUCGCGGGUUUAGUCCGCGAGGUGGCGGCACCGGACGUCGGCCGGAUGGGCAUCGAGAUCCUGUCGUUCACGAUCAAGGACGUGUACGAUGACGUCCAAUACCUGGCCAGCUUGGGGAGAGCGCAGACGGCGGCGGUGAAACGAGAUGCGGACAUCGGAGUCGCGCAAGCCAAUAGGGACGCUGGAAUCAGAGAAGCGGAGUGUGAGAAAAGCGCGAUGGACGUUAAGUACGCUAUGGACACUAAGAUUGAAGAUAACACGAGGAUGUUCAAAUUACAGAAGGCGCAGUUCGACCAAGAAGUGAAUACUGCUAAAGCAGAAGCCGCUCUAGCAUAUGAACUGCAAGCCGCUAAAAUUAAACAAAAACUACGAAACGAAGAAAUACAAAUUGAAGUCGUGGAACGUCGCAAACAAAUUGAGGUGGAACAGCAAGAGAUCUUGCGCCGUGAGGAGGAACUGAUAGCGACAGUAAAGCUGCCUGCUGAAUCUGAGGCGUACCGCCUGCAGACGAUUGCUGAGGGCAAACGCACACAAACAGUAGAAGCAGCUAAGGCUGACGCGGAGCGCAUCAAAGUCGUGGGCUUGGCGGAGGCAGCCGCCAUCGGAGAUGUCGGCAAAGCUGAUGCUGAAAGGAUGCUGGCCAAAGCAAAGGUGUACAAACAGUACGGCGAUGCCGCCAUCAUGGCGCUUGUCCUUGAAGCGUUGCCUAAGAUUGCAGCGGAAGUGUCGGCGCCAUUGGCUCGCACAGACGAGAUCGUCCUCGUGGGUGACAACGGCGCCACCGGAGAGGUUGCGCGUCUCGCUGGCGGUAUACCACCCGCCGUCAAGACCCUUACGGGGCUCGAUCUCACGCAGGUCCUCAAGCGGCUACACCCUAACGAAGACUCCAACAUUGCAGCGGCCACAAGCAAGAAGGUAGCAGCAUGCUAAACUCAUCGAACGAAAAUUCAAUGCUUGAAUUACCGUACCAAAUUAUUGAACUAUUAUUAUAUCGUAAUGAAUAUUUUUUUUUCUAUUUGUCACGUUUACUCAAUGUAAUUAAUUGUUGCCAUACAAAAAGAUUUUAUCGAUCAAAGAUAAAAUUACAAAUCAAUGCGGGUACAUGAUAUUUUAGUUUCCUUGUUUUUUAUUAUUAUAAAAGGCCAAUGGAGCAUUAUUUAUCUAUGUGUAAUAAAUGUAAUAUUUUUAGGUACUUACCUAUGUCCUUGCGUAAGAGUGCAAACCUAUUACUGAUA